Messenger RNA from Arabis nemorensis, 318 nucleotides. NCBI's taxonomy places the organism in Eukaryota, Viridiplantae, Streptophyta, Magnoliopsida, Brassicales, Brassicaceae. The record is from the annotation of a GenBank genome assembly.
AUGGACUGGUGGGGUCACCGAAGAAGAUGCAAUGUUAGAGGCGAAAAAACCGCCAAAGAUGAGGCAAUGUUACAAUUAGAAAAUGCCGAGUCGUCAGAGCAUGCUGGUAGAACUGAUGAGACGCUGAUUGCAGAAGAAAAAGACAAUGUCAAUAAACCUCCAAAGAAACGACAUAGGUCCGACAAGAUAGUUCAAGAAUUGAAUAUUCAGUUCUUCUUCGUCAGAUGGCCAGCACACAUGAGGACCACAACAGCGAUCUUUGAAGGGUGCCUGAAGGACAUGCAAGAAUCUUUUAAGAAGGAUUUCAGAGAACUGUAG